Mesorhabditis belari is the source of this 528-nucleotide messenger RNA. Lineage: Eukaryota; Metazoa; Nematoda; Chromadorea; Rhabditida; Rhabditidae. The record is from the annotation of a GenBank genome assembly.
AUGAAAUAUAAGAAGACAUUGGAUGUUAUUAAAUCAUUUAUUCUUACUCAUCGCUCAAAAUCGUUUCCAAGUGCAAUAAUGUGGAUAAAAACAUCGCUUUCUGGCGAUUUCUUGCCAAAUUUCUUGUUGAAUUUCAACUCGCCAAUGUUCAUGCUUGUGGCGAUGCUGCUUUUCUCGGUGACCCUCGUUGGAUGCAGCAAAGGAAAAGGAUCGAGAAACUCGGUCAGAUCUCUGCAAAAAGGUCCUCUACCACAGCAGCGAUCAAUACUUUCUUCGGUGCCUUCUGCUCAGCUCACGCAGGCGAAAUUCGAACUCUCUCAACAAAGCACUCAACAGUCUCUUCCGCAGGCUUCUUCUCGUCAAUCCCUCACCAUUUCAGUUUUAAAGGUUGAAUCAAGUGAUCCCAAGCAACAAAAGCAACAACAAUCCUCGCAAGAGAUAGAUGUCUUCGAAUGUGCAGUCACUCAGCCGGAUGUCCUUCUUCAAUAUGAAUACCUCUUCAAAUUCCUUAACGAUGCAUCGCAAGUC